CAAGAGAAGAAAGUUGGAGAAAGUAUCAACAGUAAAUGAAAAAGAUACUCAAAAGCAGUAUUUAAAUAUUUUCAAUAGCACUGAAAAUGGCUUCCUGCACGAACAGAGUUGGGCAAAGAAAAAUAUAUCAAAUUUUCACAAAUCAAUUUUGUACAAUAUUUGUAAAUGUUCUGUAUGUCAUGAGGCAUGGCCUUUGAAAUCAAAACCAAGAGCUGUAGAUUGUUAUGUAUGUUCAAGAUGUUUAAGAGAUAAAAAAUGUCCAAGGAAAUUUUCUUUUGAAAAUUUUAUGAUUCCAUCACCAGUUCCACCUCAAUUGCAGGGUCUUUCUCAGGUUGAAGAGAUGCUUAUUGCUCGUGCUCUUCCAAUUAUGAGGGUUUAUAUCAAACCAGGAGGACAAAGGGGUUACUCUGGACAUUGUAUUAAUUUACCUCAAAAUGUUAAAGAGCUUGCAUUAAGAUUACCUCGCUAUUCUAAAGAUUUAUCUGUGAUUAUUGUUAAGGUUAAAGGUAGGAAUGAUACAUUCAAAGAUGUGAAUGUACAGCGACAAAAAGUCCAUGAUGCAUUGACAUGGUUAAUACAAAACAAUCCACACUAUUCUGAUGUACAAAUAGAUCAAGAAGCAUUAAAUGCAUUACCAGACAAUGAUGUACCUUAUGAUCUAUUAACCGUUCAGACAGAUGAAACUUCUGAUAAUAAUGAGCCAGAUUUAGGUCCACCAACUGAUAAUCAUAGUGAGGAUAGAGUAUAUAAUGAGUCUACUGAUAUGAGUAGUUUUCUUCCUAUUGGUGAGGAACAGGAACAGGAAAUAGAUGCUGUUAGACAACAGCUUCUAGGAGAUGAACCCAUGUCAUGGCCUACUGUUGAGGAUCAGCCUUUGAAUGAAUAUCAAACACCAUUUUUAGCAACUAUGGCAUUUCCUACGUUAUUUCCAGAUGGUAAGGGAGAUCCUACUAAUCAAGCAUUGGCCCGAGAUGUUUCUCUUUUAGAUAGAGUCCGACAUUUAAUUAAGUUUGCUGAAAAAGUAAAUGGUAAAUGGGUCUAUCGCUUUGCUAGCCACCCCAGGUUUUCAUACUGGGCAUUGAAUAUGAUACAAAGGAAAAGGACGCUUGAACAAACUGGAAUAUUUCUAAAACAAAAUCCAAGUGAAUCGCAUUUGACAAUUGAUGAACUACGUGGCAUGGCAGAAAGUAAUAGUUCAGCUGUAUUCAUGCCUAAAGUUUCUAGGUAUGUUGCUAAUAUUGCGGGUACAAAUGCUUACUGGCAUAAAGUCAAGGAGGAUUUAAAAGCAAUUGUAACUAAUGUUGGUACUCCAACAUUUUUCUUUACUUUUUCAAGUGCAGACAUGCAUUGGCCAGAACUACAUUCAUUGUUUUACGAUGGCAAUGUUUCAGAAUUGUCUAGUCAGGAUAGGCGUCAAAAUGUAAUUGACAACCCUCAUCUUGUUGACUGGUUUUUUACUCAACGCUUAGAGAGUUUUAUCAAAUAUUGGCUUCAUGACACUCUAGAUGCCAAAUGGCAUUGGUAUAGGUUUGAAUAUCAAGGUAGAGGUAGUAUUCAUUGUCAUGGUACUGCUAAGCUUAACAAUGACCCAGGGUUAUGUGAUUUGACUAAGGUUGCAUUGAAAGGGUACUUAGCUCAGAAAUUUAAAGAUGAAAACACUGUAGAGGACUCAACUGAAUUAGAUCAGGAUAUUGAAGCUGGAAAUGAAGCUACUCAAACUGCUUGUAAGUAUGUUGAUUGGUUGUUAUCAACAAUGAAUCCAAACCCUCCAGAUGAAGAGAUGUGGAUAAGACCAGAUGUACAUCCAUGCCAAAGACAAUAUAAUGAUAUACCUGAGUGGGAUAUGGAUUCAGAUUAUGUUGAUAUUCUUAAUAUGGUACAGCGUCACACACGUUGUAGCACAAAUUAUUGCUUAAGAAAAAAAUCCUCAGAAAACGAACUGAAAUGCCGAUUCCAUUUCCCAUUUGAUCACUGCAGUCAAACUAAAAUUGAAUUUGAAAAAGUUAACAGCAAAAGCAGUAAUGAGCAACAAUACAGAGCAAAAAUUGUCAUGAAAAGAAAUGACUCGAGGCUUAACAAUAACCAGCGUCUUCAAUUACAGGGCUGGAGGGCUAACUGUGAUAUUCAGGUUAUUAUUGACCAUUAUGCUUGUGUAGAAUAUCUGACUAAAUAUGCUGCAAAGGGUGAACCAAGAUCACCUAUGCUAAAACAAACAUUCAACUCUAUUGUGAAAAAUGCUGACAACUCGAGUAAUCCUCAUAAAGCUAUUAAGAAAGUUGUCAUGAAAACUCUCGGAGAGCGAGAUUAUGCUGCUCAAGAAACUAUGCACCACCUACUCUCACUUAAGCUCCAUAGCUCAUCAUUCAAUGUCAUUCCAAUUAGUCUCAAUGGGUCACGCCGUGUAAGUAUCAACCAAUCUAAAGGUGAUUCUGACAUAACAUGUACAAGUAACUCACUUCUUGAUGUGUAUGCUAAUCGUGAGCAAUAUGAUGUUUCCCAACAAGUUCUCAAUAUGAAUUUUGUACAGUUUGCUACAACAUUGAAAGUUGUUAAUGGUAAGUUAGAAAAAUUGUCUCAAAAUGUGAUUCCUCGCAUAUUUCCAACAUAUUCCAGUAAUCCAAAAGGACCACAUUUUGGACAGUAUUGUAAGUAUCAACUUCUUAGGUACAAGCCUUGGAAGAUAAAUGAAAACAAUGCUUGGGGAAGUGAAGAGCCAACUGAUGACACAUUUAUCAGAUCAUGGCAUGAUUUUUUGCAAACAGAGUAUGCUCAAACAAAUGUACCAGAUUGGUUUGAUAAACUCCAAAAUGCUAUCCAAAACCAAGAAAUUGAAUUUGAAGAACCAGCUGAAUCAGCACCUAACAACCGUGAGGAGUGGAUGAUAUUAUCGGAUAGAAAUAUACCAUUUGAAAAUAGUUGUGUAUCGUCAGGCCAAUCACACGAUUGGCAAAGUGACAGACUAUGCUAUACUGAACAACAAAUUGGUGAAAUGAGCUCAUGGAUUAAGACAAAAAGAGAACAAGUUACCUGUUUUCACAAUGAAAUCAGUGCAGAAGUAAAUAUUAAUACUUUUAGUAGAAUGCAAGGACUUUCAUAUAAUAUUGUCAAUUCUCAUCAGUUAGAUAACAGCAAUGAUAAGGAACCAUUGUGCCUCAUAAUAAUAGGUGUAGCUGGUACAGGUAAAAGCUAUCUUAUCAAUGCUUUACGUAACUUACUGCAAAAUAAAUGUGCUGUUACUGCUACCACUGGAAAGGCCUCGUACAAUAUCAGGGGAGUCACUAUACAUUCUCUGCUAAAAUUACCAGUUGGUCCAAGAGGCAAUAAGGAGCUUUCUGGGCAAAGCUUAUCAAGGUUACAAGAUAAUUUGAAGGACAUAGAGUACAUACUCAUAGAUGAAUAUUCUAUGCUUGGCCAAACAACAUUAGGCUGGAUUGAUAAACGCUGUAAGCAAGCUAAAGCAAUAUACAACAGGAUUUUUGGUGGUCUUUCGGUGAUCUUAAUUGGUGAUCCUGGUCAACUGCCUCCAGUAGCAGAUAAACCAUUGUACCAUGCUCAACCUUCUAAUCCUAUUGGUGAACAGGGUUAUUUAGCGUACAAAAUGUUUGAUAUGGCAGUUAAACUAACUGUAAAUCAAAGAGUGCAUGGUACAUCUUAUGAACAACAACAAUUCAGAGAUUUAUUAUUGAGGCUUAGAAAGGGUGAAUCUACCAAAGAAGAUUGGCAACUGUUAUUAACUCGCCAGCCUUGUAGUGUAGAAAAUAUUGCUGAUUUUAACAAUGCUACCAGAUUGUUUUACAGUAAUGAUGAAGUUUCUUCUUACAAUCAUGAACAGCUAAAUAAGCUUCAGCAACCUUGUGCUAAUAUCAAUGCUCGUCAUUCAUCAACAACAGCUAAAAAUUUACCAUCAGAUGAGUUGUCAGGCUUAGAGCCUGUUCUGUAUCUUGCAAAGGGGGCUAAAGUGAUGUUAACAAUGAAUCUCUGGGCAAGUGUUGGACUUUGCAAUGGAGCUACAGGAACUGUUAUUGAUAUCAUUUAUGAACUUGGUCAUAUGCCACCUGAUUUGCCUAUAGCUGUUAUAGUGAAAUUUGAUGACUACAGAGGCCCUGCAUUUAUUGAAGAAUUACAAUCAUGUGUACCAAUUUGCCCUAUUACUGCAUCAGCUCAGUUGUUUGAAGGUGUUCAUGAAAGACAACAACUUCCGCUUAGACUUGCUUAUGCAUUGACUAUCCACAAAAGCCAAGGGCUUACACUAGCAAAAGCAUGGGUGGACAUUGGUAAAUCAGAAAAAACUCCUGGCGUCUCAUAUGUAGCUAUUAGUAGAGUAAAAACACUAUCAUCAUUAGUUCUUGAACCAAUGACCUUUGAAAGGUUAACAAGUGUUAAAUCAUCUGCAACAUUGCAUUAUAGACUUGAAGAGGAGUCUAGACUAGAUAACACUGCACAAUUAACAACUGUCCAAUUCUCUAGACAGGAUUUAUAAAAUAGGCUCAAGCUGUUCUCCUUAUAUUAGAUAGGUAUGGCACAGGCCCCAUACUUUAUAAAUAUUUUUUUCUACUUAAUAAGUAUAUGCUUGGACACAGUAGUUUCAGCAUGUUUAGUAGCCUUUCUUUCACUGUGUAAGAUUUAGUUCUUGGUAAGUUUCAAUAGGUUU
Messenger RNA from Exaiptasia diaphana, 4651 nucleotides. RefSeq lists its product as uncharacterized. Gene Ontology annotation, molecular function: DNA helicase activity. The record is from RefSeq and is a predicted model, not a curated record. Gene Ontology annotation, biological process: DNA repair; telomere maintenance. The coding region runs from base 287 to 4480 and encodes 1397 amino acids. Lineage: Eukaryota; Metazoa; Cnidaria; Anthozoa; Actiniaria; Aiptasiidae. The transcript has a single exon.